Molecule: messenger RNA, 718 nt
Organism: Dalotia coriaria
Lineage: Eukaryota; Metazoa; Arthropoda; Insecta; Coleoptera; Staphylinidae
Exons: 7
Coding region: 89-718 (209 amino acids)
Source: RefSeq, a predicted model, not a curated record
UUUGCAUCAUCUUGAACCAUACACAAAUUUAAUUACACGUCAUGGUGGGGAAUUAUCAGUGAUAUUAUCAUUUUGUGAAGUUUAUAACAUGAUUUGUCAUCUGCAUGAAGAACCAGAGCGAUGGGGAACAGUUUACAGUUUGACAAAUGGUACUGGGAUGCGAUUUAGUAUUGCUACUGGUAAAGCGGAUGUUGCAUUUGGUUCAAUGUUGCCAAAACUCGCUGAUCGCAUCAAUGGACAGAUCCUAGACAGUACCUUAAGAUGCAACGUUCAAUUUUUAGUGCCACAUCCUGAACCAAUAUCCGAUGCAAAAUAUGUAAUAAUACCGUUCACAACAACAGUAUGGAUUGUUUGCAUCGCAUUUUAUUUGUUUAUAGUCAUCAUUACAUAUUUAAAACGCAGAAAGGAAAAGAAAGCACUGAAUGCAAAGGUGGAUGUUUCCAAAGUAUUUUUAGUCAUAUUUCGAAUACUGAUACAACAACCGACGAAAGCUACAAACAAAUUAUUAUUGUUUUUAAUAUUCGGAUCGAUGGUGCUUUGCAUUUACUAUUCCAGCACGUUUUCCAGUCUCAUCAUCAAACCGAUAUAUAAUAAUCAUUUGAAAAACAGUGCUGAUGUAAUCAAAGCAAAUAAUAUUAAAAUCAUAAGUGCAGACAGUGAUUAUAAAGAUAUUAUCGAAAAAAAAUCUUUGGAGUUGGAAAAAGUUUCGAUUGGUUGA